UCUAUUUUCAGUUUAUUCAGUGUAUCCUAUCUAGAAUAAUGAAUCUCCAACUUGCGCUAUAACUGUUGUACAUCUAUACAUUGGCAUUCAGGUGAAGGAAAUGGACAAUGAAUGGAGGCUAUGCCUAGAGAAAACAGACUCUCUGAUGUCCAUAACAAAUGAAGGAUUGGCAUCGGAGCAAGUUCAAAAUUGGACUGUUCAGGCAAUACAGGCACAAAACAGUAACACCAAAAGAAAACAGACAUCAAAUUUUUAUUCCUCUUCAUUCAGGAAGAAGAGUCAAGUUGCAGUUAAGGAAUCUAGAGUUGUGUCAUUUGUACCAGGUUACAGACUCAUACUCCACAGACAUCAUACUAAACACACAGUCCCAGCACAGCAGAGCGGAGUUCAUACAAAUACUGAACAGGAUACCUGUAUGGACUCAUUAAUAGAUUUGUAUAAAGUGAAGGACGGUCCAAGAUGAAAUUUUAAAAAUUAAAUCAUAUUAAGCUUGUUGAUCUUUUCCAGCAAGUUUGGGAAAUGUUUUCAAGAAUUUAUCACUUAUAAAUCAUACUUUUAUA
This is a messenger RNA of Saccostrea cuccullata (small rock oyster), 560 nucleotides long. RefSeq lists its product as uncharacterized. The transcript has 3 exons. The record is from RefSeq and is a predicted model, not a curated record. NCBI's taxonomy places the organism in Eukaryota, Metazoa, Mollusca, Bivalvia, Ostreida, Ostreidae. Bases 101 to 463 code for a protein of 120 amino acids.